This is a messenger RNA of Drosophila biarmipes, 1259 nucleotides long. RefSeq names its product neuferricin homolog. Gene Ontology annotation, cellular component: endomembrane system; membrane. NCBI's taxonomy places the organism in Eukaryota, Metazoa, Arthropoda, Insecta, Diptera, Drosophilidae. The transcript has a single exon. The record is from RefSeq and is a predicted model, not a curated record. Bases 40 to 903 code for a protein of 287 amino acids.
AGCGGAACCAGUUCCGGUUCCGGGCUGCGAAAGUACAAGAUGUUUGGAUUGCUGCGACACCUGUUCAAAUUGCAGUUUCUCUUCGUGGUGGUCGCCGUCUGUGCGGGAGUGUACCGCACAGAGAUCAGGCAGUUCCUGCGGCGGCACACGGACGACUACCUAGACAGGGCUGGCCGGGAUGCAGGCGUUCCGGUGGCCUUUCAGGCCGGCGUCGAAGUCGGCACGCUCUUCACGCCGGCUGAGCUGGCGCACUUCAAUGGCGAGGAGGAGGGUCGUCCGCUCUACCUGGCGCUCCUGGGAUCCGUCUUCGAUGUGAGCCGCGGCAUUAAGCACUACGGAUCCGGCUGCAGCUACAACUUCUUUGUGGGCCGCGACGCCUCCGUGUCCUUCAUUUCCGGCGACUUCGAGAACUACGACCCGGAAACGUCCGACGAUGUGCUUACACUGAAGCCAGACGACCUGAUCGGACUGGCCGGGUGGCGGGACUUCUACGAGAAGGACUACAUCUACAAGGGCCGGCUGGUGGGGCGCUUCUACGAUGCCACGGGUGCCCCCACCGCCUAUCAUCACAAGUUCCUGGAGCUGCUGCAGCAGGCGCGGGACGCCAAGCGGCAGGUGGAGGAGCUGCGGGCCCGGUAUCCCGGCUGCAACAUCGAGUGGAGCGAGGAGCGGGGCACCCGCGUCUGGUGCACCACCACCAGCGGCGAUGGUAAGGAGCGCGCCUGGGCCGGCCAUCCGCGCAAGCUCUACAGCCGCGGCAACAAGAGAUUCCAGUGCGCCUGUGUGCCCGACACGGAGCUUGACGAGAUCGAUGCGGCCGGCAGAACGGCCCACGGAGACGCCAUGCUGAAGCCGUACGACAAUUGCGAGCCCCGGGCGCAGGAGUGCUUCUACAGGGUGUAGCAGCUCGUCCAGGAUCUGUAGACAUCACAUUCUUGCUUCUUUGUAUUCCAGUUACCUUUCGGUAGCUUUGGUUUGUCUGGACCUCAGGGACCGAGUUCGAUAUAUAGGACAUUUUGGACCAUUUCCCAGAACGACAGAUAUUCCUUUAGAAAACCCUAGUUCCGGUUCAUUUCUGUUAGCUCUGCUAAGUUCCCUGCUAAGUUGCCGUCCUGUUAUUUGCAGUUCAAUGUAUUCCACUUCAGUCAACAUUCAAGUUGAUUUUGGUAGUUCAAUUAUUCAAAAAUAAUACAAAAAUUAUUUUAUACUUAAAAGAGAUGUAUAUUUAAAUACAAAUGAAAAACAUUUAAACCAAAUAA